Sciurus carolinensis (gray squirrel) is the source of this 5002-nucleotide messenger RNA. RefSeq names its product zinc finger protein 512B (gene Znf512b). The record is from RefSeq and is a predicted model, not a curated record. Gene Ontology annotation, molecular function: zinc ion binding. The transcript has 19 exons. NCBI's taxonomy places the organism in Eukaryota, Metazoa, Chordata, Mammalia, Rodentia, Sciuridae. Bases 231 to 2972 code for a protein of 913 amino acids.
CGCCGCCCGGACCCGCGCCCGCGCCCUGGCCCGGCCCGGCCCGGCCGCAGCCCGCUGGGCGCCGCAGGCCCAGGACGCUGGCAUCACGGUUCGCAGUGGCAGUGGCUGUCCCGACCUCCGACCGCAGCCCUCCCGGACACGGACACACCAACCCCUUCCCAUGACCUCUGAUCUGAGUUGAUCAGAAAUUGUCAGAGGACGGCUCCCCUGCUCACACCUUGCGCCCUGAAAUGACAGAUCCCUUCUGUGUUGGAGGAGGCCGCCGGCUCCAGGGGUCCAGCAGAAGUGGACCUGGGAAGGGUGGCAGCCGGAAGGAGGUCCGACUUCCCAUGCUGCAGGACUCACCAAAGCUGGGGAUGCCCGUGGUCCAUAGUGGACAGACAGUAUCUGGCCAGGCUCCUCUCUGCUUUGACCCAGGAAGUCCAGCCAGCGACCGGACAGAAGGGAAGAAAAAGGGGCGGCCAAAGGCUGAGAACCAAGCCCUGCGAGACAUUCCUAUCUCCCUCAUGGACCAGUGGAAAGAUGAAUUCAAAGCUCACUCCAGGGUGAAAUGUCCCAACUCAGGGUGCUGGCUAGAGUUCCCCAGCAUCUACGGGCUCAAGUAUCACUACCAGCGCUGCCAGGGGGGCGCCAUCUCAGAUAGGCUGGCUUUCCCUUGCCCCUUCUGCGAGGCUGCAUUCACCUCCAAGACCCAGCUGGAGAAACAUCGGAUUUGGAAUCACAUGGACCGUCCCCUGCCUGCCCCCAAGCCUGGCGCAGUCAGCCGGCCGGUCUCCAUCAGCCGGCCUGUUGGGGUCAGCAAGCCUAUUGGAGUGAGCAAGCCUGUUGCUAUGGGCAAGCCUGUGGGAGUCAGCAGACCCGUUGGCAUCAGCAAGCCGGUCACAGUCAGCAGACCCUUGCCAGUCACUAGGCCCAUGCCGGUCACCAAGGCUGUCACGGUCAGCAGACCCUUGCCAGUCACCAAGGCCAUGCCAGUCACUAGGCCUGUGCCAGUCACCAAGCCCAUCCCAGUUACCAAGCUGGUAACAAUUACAAAACCUGUGCCAGUCAGCAAGCCAGUGCCGGUCAGCAGGCCUGUUGUGGUCAGCAAGCCAGUGCCGGUCAGCAGGCCCAUUGCCAUCAGCAGACACACACCAACCUGCAAAAUGGUGCUGCUGACCAAGUCUGAGAACAAAACACCUCGUGCUGCUGGGAAGAGCAGCGGUAAGAAAAGGGCCGCAGACAGCCUGGACAUCUGCCCCAUCCCACCAAAGCAGUCCAGGCCAGAGAAUGGGGAAUUCAGCCCAUCUACCCCCGACCAGAGCAUGGCCUUCCAGCUGAGCACAGACCCCAGCAGUAGCUCCCUGCUGCUGGGUGGCAGACCCUCAGUGGGCAGGGAGGCAGUGCGGUCUGCAGGCCCUGUGCCCCCACCUGAGGAAGACCCCGAGCGCACAAAGCAUAGAAGGAAACAAAAAACACCCAAGAAAUUUACAGGGGAGCAGCCGUCCAUCUCAGGGACCUUUGGGCUCAAAGGCCUGGCCAAGGCUGAGGACAAGGCCCGCGUUCACCGCUCCAAGAAGCAGGAGGGGCUGGGUCCUGAGGAUGUGCGGAAGAAGGUGCCGACCACCCCCACCAUUGUCAGCAAGGAGGCACCAGCUCCUGUGACUCACGUGGCCCCAGGUGGCCCUGAGGAGCAGUGGCAGCGAGCCAUCCACGAACGGGGCGAGGCCGUCUGCCCCACCUGCAGCGCGGUCACCCGGAAGACCCUGGUGGGACUCAAGAAGCACAUGGAGGUGUGCCAGAAGCUCCAGGAUGCGCUCAAGUGCCAGCACUGCCGGAAGCAGUUCAAAUCCAAGGCUGGCCUCAACUACCACACCAUGGCUGAGCACAGUGCCAAGCCUGCUGCCACUGAGGCUUCUGAGGGCGGGGAGCAGGAGGAACGAGAGAGGCUGCGCAAGGUGCUGAAGCAGAUGGGGCGGCUGCGCUGCCCCCAGGAGGGCUGCGGGGCCGCCUUCUCCAGCCUCAUGGGCUAUCAGUACCACCAGCGGCGCUGUGGGAAGCCGCCUUGCGAGGUAGACAGCCCUUCCUUCCCCUGUGCCCACUGCGGCAAGACCUACCGCUCCAAGGCUGGUCACGACUACCACGUGCGCUCGGAGCACGCGGCCCCGCCCCCUGAGGAGCCCACGGACAAGACCCCUGAGGCUGAGGAUCUGUUGGGUGUGGAGCGGACCCCAAGUGGGCGUGUCCGCCGCACCUCGGCCCAGGUGGCCGUGUUCCACCUGCAGGAGAUUGCAGAGGAUGAGCUGGCGCGGGACUGGACCAAGAGGCGCAUGAAGGAUGACCUCGUGCCCGAGACUGCACGGCUCAACUACACUCGGCCAGGCCUCCCCACACUCAACCCCCAGCUGCUGGAGGCGUGGAAGAACGAAGUCAAAGCGAAAGGCCACGUAAACUGCCCUAAUGAUUGCUGUGAAGCCAUCUACUCCAGCGUGUCUGGUCUCAAGGCCCAUCUGGCCAGCUGCAGCAAGGGGGACCACCUGGUGGGGAAGUACCGCUGCCUGCUGUGUCCCAAAGAGUUCAGCUCUGAAAGUGGCGUCAAGUACCACAUCCUCAAGACCCACGCAGAGAAUUGGUUCCGGACCUCAGCAGACCCACCUCCCAAACACAGGAGCCAGGGCUCCUUGAUGCCCAGGAAAGAGAAGCGAAGUCUGGCAGGCGGGAAGAAGCGGGGCCGCAAGCCCAAGGAGCGGCCUCCCGAGGAGCCCAUGCCCAAGCUGCCCCCCCGCCGGGAUGACUGGCCCUUAGGAGGCAGGGACAAGGGGUCUCGGGGCUCCACUGGGCGGAAGGCCCCAUCCCACUGGCCCUUGUCCUCAAAUUGGAGGGGACAGCUUCCUGUCUGCUCUGCCCAGGCACGUGGAGUAGGACCAGAGGUUCCUGUGCUCUGCCUCCUGCCUCCAGCCUUCUGUCACUGCAGGCCAAGGUUCGCAGCCUGAGGGGGAUCUCACUGGGGCUAGGGGCAUGUGGGUCCAGGGCUAGGUGGAAAGGGCCCAGCUCUGAGGAGUGAGCCCCAUGGAGAACAUCCUCUGCCAGGCAGGGCUGGCCCAGGGACAGAGCUCCUGUAGAAGCCCUCCUCCCCUUUACCUGCUCCUGUACAUCUGGUGGCAUUUGAUACAAGAACCAAAGGCCAGUGGGGGAGGAGGAGGAGGGGGCUCAGACAAGGUGGCAGCUCCAGGGCUCCCUUUAGGGCCCUGAGGACGGUAGGAUCUGCAGGUAGGGCAGGGGUCAAUCAGGGAUCCCCGGGCACCUGGAUGAGGGAGCCCCACUUACAGCCCCAUGUAGGGAGAAGAUGCUCAGAGACCUGUGGAUGGAGGCCAUUCGCCAGUGGGGGCGGGGGUGGGCUGAGGGCGCAGCCUCACCAAUCCUGGAGGAUGUGAAUUUUGAUAUUUGCCUGUGUGCGUGUCUCCUGGGUGUAGUGGAUGCCAGUCUUGUUGCUGUGACAAGUAACAACCUUUUUUUAAAUUCUGUUUUUUAUACAAAAACUCACAACAAUCUGACAUUUUGGUGCUAAGGGUUUCCUGGUGCCGAAGGUGGGGCUGGGCUGGCCAGGGCUGUGACUGGGGCUCUUCUGCUCAGGGGACAGUAUUGACUGGACACCCUCUUCCCCCAGGGAGGAGGGGCUCCAGCUGGUUUGUCCUGCCCUGCAGUAGGGAGACCAGUUCCAUGGGGCUUUUGGGGGUGAGAAGACUGGGCAGGCCUGGCCUGAUGUGUUGGGAGGGGUGAAGAGAGUGGACUCCCCCAACCGCACACACCUUGACCUGCUCAGAGGAUGGUGGCCUAGGUGGAGAAGAGUGUGGUCAAGAGUCAGAGGAUAGGCCGGGCCUCUGGGGCAGUGUGCUUUCCAGUGUACCUGAGUGCACCCAUGGUGGAGGUUGGACCCCAGCAGGGUGUAGCCACCUGCCCAGCCUCUCAGGUAAUUGGCACUUGGGGGGAAGGGAGGCCUGGCUUUUUUUGGGGGGGAGUAGGUUGAGUUUCCAGGACACCCCCAAAUUCCACCAGUAACCCUGGCAUAGAAGUGGGCCUGGGUGACAGUAUUUAGCACUUUAACCCCUGUGUCUUGAAUUGAGCAGGGGGGCUGCUGACGGAGUGGCUAUGGUUGGGAGUCUGCCCUCCCUCUCUCCCUCCCUCCUUUCCUUUCCUCCCCUCCCAUCCACCCACACUAGCUAGAGAGGGGCAGUGGCAAGCCGGUCUGCAAAGCCUUCCUCCUAAGGGUGUAGGGCCCUGGGUGGGGUGCGUCAGGGUGUGCUCACCUCCCACUCUGGCCCACACAUGACAAGGUGACCACUGGCCUCCACAGACAGCCUCAGUGGGAGGGACCAGAAUGGCAGACCCUCAGGGUGUGGUGAGCAUGGAACUUGGAGGACCAAGCCCUGGGCCCUUGACAAAAUGUGACAGUUGGGGUCUCUCCAGAUCUACCUCUGGUUCAGUGCUCGCCCUUCCCUGAGAACAGAAAAGUGCCCCACGGGCUGACACUUCACACAGAAAUGGGAUGCACUUUAUUAGCUUCUUUGCAGGCGGAUGAGGGUGCAUCCUGAGUGGCUGUGGCCUUCCUGUCCCUCUGGUGGUUCUGAAGGGAGACUCUGGAAGGGGAGGACUUUCCCUAUAAGUCCCUGCUGGAGGCCUAGCGUUCAGGAGGGCCAGCCAAGCACCUCUUCUGCCUGGCAGCCCUGCGUCCUAAACUUCGGGUUUCUUCAUUUGGUUUUUAAUGAGGUUCUUAGCACACAAGUGCAUUUCGAAAGACAGGUUCCAGCUAUCACUUGUAACCAUAUAUAUACAUAUAUAUUCUAUCUACAAAAUGUUUAUUUGCAAGAUGUUUUGACGGUGAGCUCGGGCCCUGCCCGCCUUGUGACCAUCUGUCCCCAACCUCGUCCCUGCCCCGUCCCCUGGCGAGUGGCGCGGGGACGCGCCAUCAACUGUAUGUAUUAAAAAUGACUGUAUCGAAUAAAUGUUUAUUGACUUUUUUCCA